UUGAAUAACCGCGAUCCGGUGGAACUACGGGAAUGUCCUUGAUACAAAGCAGCUGCACCCAUUGGUGUUUGCCACAAAACCCAAAACAGUGUGCACAGAUGCUAGCUAAAGAAGCGCUGGGAAUAAUAGGGUUACGGGCCUAGUGUUGGAAAAAAUUGUUUAAUUACGCCGGUUUAAGGUUGUAUUUGAACAUAACAGUUUGUUCCUGCGCCCUUUUAUACCCGCUGCGACUGAAGUGAUCUGGAUUUGUCUAGGAGUUUUCACGAAAUCUGACUCAAAGCAAAGAGAAUACGCUGGUUUGAUGACACUGGAGGCACCAUGAGUGCGGAGCUGGAUGCACUCACUGUGGUGAACCAGCUGCGAGACCUCGCUGCAGACCCCUUGAACCGAAGAGCCAUAGUCGAAGACCAGGGUUGUCUGCCGGGUCUCAUCCUUUUUUUCGACCAUCCCAACCCACAGGUCGUCUACUCUGCACUAUUGGCCGUGCGCUACCUGGCAGAAUGUCGAGCCAACAGGGAGAAGCUGAAGGGCGAGCUGGGCAUGAUGCUGAGUUUGCAGAAUGUCAUGCAGAAGAGCACAUCGCCUGGGGAGACCAAGCUGCUGGCCUCUGAGAUCUACGAGAUUUUGCAGUCAGCUGGUAAAGAAGAAGCGGAACAGGCCGAGGCGGCGGCCGCCUCCUGCCAGCGUAAAGCCCAUUUCUUCCUGGGAUCCAACAACAAGAGGGCUAAAACCGUAGUGCUGCACAUUGACGGGCUGGACGACUCUACUCGGAGGAGCCUGUGUGAGGAGGCCUUGUUAAAGAUCCGAGGCGUGAUCAGUUUCACCUUCCAGAUGGCCGUUAAGCGAUGCGUUGUCAGGAUCCGCUCCGACCUUAAAGCUGAGGCAUUGGGAACAGCAAUUAACUCCACAAAAGUAAUGACAGCUCAGCAGGUGGUGAAAACAGAGGAUGGAGGCGAGCUGAUUGUACCAUUCCAGGAGGACGCCGCGGUCCUGGUAGAGGAGAACACAGACAUCCCAGACUACCUGCCCGAGGACGAGAGUCCAUCCAACGAGCAGGACAAGGCGGUCACACGUGUAGGAUCCAUCACGGAUGGCGUGGGCUGGCUCAGCACGGCUGCUAACUUCCUGUCGCGCUCUUUCUACUGGUGACAGCUUCCUGUGUUUUUCCGCUCCCUCGAGCGAACCAUCCAGCUGCAGCCUUAGUGUAUCUCAGCGUAGUCCAGGACUAAAGCCUGCAUCACUAGUUUAGAAUCCCCUCUCCGAAGC
Nematolebias whitei (Rio pearlfish) is the source of this 1266-nucleotide messenger RNA. It is a transcript of the gene armc1, whose product is annotated as armadillo repeat containing 1. The transcript has 7 exons. The record is from RefSeq and is a predicted model, not a curated record. Gene Ontology annotation, molecular function: metal ion binding. Bases 319 to 1149 code for a protein of 276 amino acids. NCBI's taxonomy places the organism in Eukaryota, Metazoa, Chordata, Actinopteri, Cyprinodontiformes, Rivulidae.